AUGUACCCCUCCCUGGUCCUGAACACUCUCUUUGCGACUGGCAUUUACGCAUAUAGCGUCCCCGACAACCUCGCCCAGAUUUACCGCAACCACAAAUCAGGAUGUAAGGCGGUCGUUGCCUCGGGCUUCAACGACGGCACCAGCGCCGCGCGGCCCACGCAGUACUGCGGCGACAUCGCAGGGGCGCUAUUCAUCAGCUCUGCCACCGGAUACGCAGACAUGGACAUCGACUGUGAUGGAGCAGAAUCCGGCGCUGGGGGCUGUGCGAAUGACCCAUCAAGACAGGGCCAGACUGCAUUUCAAGCCGUGGCCAAGAAGUACGACAUCAACGACCUCAACGCCAAUAUCCACCCGUACGUUGUCUUUGGCAACAUGAACUUCAACCCGCAGCGAUAUUGUAUGCACCCGCUGGGUGUGAUGGCUGUUGUCUGUCGUGACCAGUUGUUCUACGGGGUCUGGGGCGAUACAAAUGCGGACGACAAGACGGGCGAAGCGUCAAUCUCGUUGGCGAAGUUGUGUUUUGGAUCUGGAGUCAUGGGAAAUAGUGGGCAUAGCCAGGAUGAUGUUCUAUACUUAGGGUUCACGGGGAGUAAUGCUGUGCCGGGGAAUAGUGCGGCUUGGGCGGCUACCAGCACGGAAGACUUCGCGCGUAGUAUCAAGCUUAUGGGGGAUCAGCUAGUUGCGGGUCCUAAGGCUUGA
Messenger RNA from Aspergillus saccharolyticus JOP 1030-1, 699 nucleotides. NCBI's taxonomy places the organism in Eukaryota, Fungi, Ascomycota, Eurotiomycetes, Eurotiales, Aspergillaceae. The record is from the annotation of a RefSeq genome assembly.